Molecule: messenger RNA, 1165 nt
Organism: Lobosporangium transversale
Lineage: Eukaryota; Fungi; Mortierellomycota; Mortierellomycetes; Mortierellales; Mortierellaceae
Product: RGS domain-containing protein
Exons: 2
Coding region: 181-966 (261 amino acids)
Source: RefSeq, a predicted model, not a curated record
AACUCUCUCUCUCUCUCUCUCUCUUUCUCUCUUCCUCUCAACGGCUGUAGUAUAUUCACUCUUCUCUUCUUUCUUUCCAUUUUUACACAACCUCCUCUUCCUCCUCCUCCCCCUCCUCCCCCUCCUCCUCCUUUUCCAUAAUCAAAUCAAUCCAUUGGAUUGAACAUACAAAGAUUCCAGAUGCUCACUACUACCAUCUCCAUCACACAACCCUCAAUCCAGGGACCCAUCAUGCACUUUCAGUCUUCACGUCCCUCCAGCCCUCCUUCUCCCAGCUCUUUCUUCCGUCCCACACAUAAGCCUCGUCGCUCGAUCUCUAGUUUCGACUCUCGUCAGUCUAUAGAACAGGACGGGGAUGAUUCUCCCAUGAACAGACCCUCACUCCACCAGAUCCUUCGCAACCAAGGACGCGGUCAAUAUACUCUCGACAACUUUGCUGCCUUUCUUCAAUCCCAAUUCUGCUACGAAAACCUUGCAUUCUGGCUUGCCUCCAGACAAUAUAGGCUUUGCGCCCAAUCACUUUACUUGUCGGUACAUCAGUCUGUACCUCAAUUCGAUCUCACAGUAGAGUCCGCAAAGUAUUUGAAUCCAUCCCAGGCACGCGCGUUCUCGGAUCUGCAGUUGAAAAUGCGUGCUAUCCUGGAUGCUUUUGUCUUGCCAAGCAGUCCUCAUGAACUCAACUUGUCAGACGCGACCCGCUGCAGUCUUUUGAGGGCCGUUGCCGAGGGUAAUUACCAUCCUCAGGUGUUUGAGCAAGCACGCGAAUCCAUUAUGGAUCUGAUGAAAUGCUCAAGUUACCCCCUGUUUAUCGAAGGCAUCGCUGCCAAGCGUGCUUCAAGCGCAAGCUCUGCUCGAUCUCAAUCAGACUCUGAAAAACCCUCACAUGAUCAUGACAACCCUUCCUGGCGCCACAAGGCCAAACAUUCUUUCAAGCUUGUCUCCAAGAUGUUGAAGCGAAGUCCUUAAAACCACAAAAAAACUUUCGCUUCCUUUUUAUUUAGCAUACCCUAUUAUUUCAUUCCUUCUCACUUGUAACUCUUUCAUUCUUUUCUUUUCUUUUCUUGUUUGUUGCUUUUUUCAUUUUUCGCGUGUUCUUGUUUUUCAUUUUGCUUUUUCCACUGUACUAUAUAGACGUUUAGUUAAUGUUUGAGAAGAAGAAAAAAAA